Strongylus vulgaris is the source of this 321-nucleotide messenger RNA. The record is from the annotation of a GenBank genome assembly. Lineage: Eukaryota; Metazoa; Nematoda; Chromadorea; Rhabditida; Strongylidae.
CCCGGCUUACCUGGAAUAGAUGGAAUUAAUGGCGAUGAUGACACUUCUCUGCAAUUACAUUAUUCGGACUCUUGUGCUUUAUGCCCUGCUGGACCUCCUGGUCUACCAGGACCUCCAGGACCGGAGGGAGAUCCUGGACCACAAGGCUCACCAGGACCACCAGGAUUUGACGGAGCUCCAGGUUUUCCUGGUCCAAAAGGACCCAUAGGAGACAGGGGACUACCAGGAGAUCCUGGACUAACACUCGAUGAUGGCUACUGUCCUUGCAGACCAGAUACAAGAUAUAAUGAAGAAUACAAAAAAGAGAAUGGCAUAUCUUAG